Molecule: messenger RNA, 2745 nt
Organism: Caenorhabditis bovis
Lineage: Eukaryota; Metazoa; Nematoda; Chromadorea; Rhabditida; Rhabditidae
Source: the annotation of a GenBank genome assembly
AUGUCGGAGUCUGUGAACGAGGGAGCCUCGAGCUCUUCUCAACAAGACUGUUUCAUUGAAUGUGCAGACAUUAGUGGAGUUAUCGCCGUAAAUGAAGCUUAUAUGGAAGUUCUCAAAUCAAUUAUUGAUAGUAUGGAAGGAUUGCUACGAGAAAAUCUCGAAAAACAGCGACUUCUCAAAGAAGAAAUGCAAAAUAUGUCAACAUGUGAGUCCUCCAAGAGAAAAGUUCCGGUCCAUCAGUACAUGCCGCCAUAUUUUAAGGAUGAAAAUGGGAUGUGUCCCCCUUUAAGUGCUGAAGGUCGUUUGAAACUCGAAAUGAACAUAUUUGAUCCACUAAUGAAAGAGGAAAAGAAAUGGACUCCGGCGGAAUUGAAAACAUUGCGGGAAGCUGUUCGCGAAUCUUUAAUAUCGAUCAUGGUUCAACCAUUCGUUUCGAAAAGAGAUGUCCUUGUGUCUAAACUGAAGGCCGCCAAUAUGAAUACUACAAAUGCGGAACGAGCUCAAUGGACCCAUGAAUUGGAAGAAACUAUUCGAAAAAUCAAUUAUCUGAGGGAAAGGAGAGAAGAAGAAGUGAUCACGCCAUCAGCGGAUUAUUCAAAAGUUGCUUGGAAUGAGAUCGCCAACGUAAAUUUUAAAGGAACUCGAACUGAAUGGGCGGUUCGGACAAAAUGGUUGAAUGAAAUGAGCCCGAAAUGGAAUAAAGGUCCAUGGACCGUUGCUGAAGUCGAGAGACUCCGAGAACUCCGCGAAAGCCCUCGUUUCGUUUCGUGGCCGAUGUUAGCAAUGGCGCUUGACACAAGGAGAACGCCAUUCCAAUGCUUGGAAAAGUACAAAUCGGAAGUGGCGCUUCAGAGCAAAGAGUGGACUCAAGAAGAAGAUCAGAAGCUUAUUACACUUACUUCAUUGUUGUCGAAAAAUGGCAAUAUUCAAUGGGACAAAGUUGCGCAAUUCAUGCCCGGUCGAACUCGGCAGCAAGUAAGAACCCGAUUUUCUCAUACUUUGGACACCGAUGUCAAACAUGGAAGAUGGACGGAUCAGGAGGAUCUGCUUCUGAUAUGUUCUGUCAGCCGUCAUGGUGCCAGGGAUUGGUCAAAAGUGGCUCAGGCCGUACCAGGAAGAAACGAUUCGCAAUGUCGUGAACGAUGGUGCAAUGUGCUGAAUCGACCGGCGAAUAUAAGCGAGAUAUUCACGUUUGCCGAAGACGAGAAGCUGUUGUACACGAUCAAAGUCUUCGGAAAAGGAAAUUGGACGAAAUGUGCGCAGUUUUUCAAGAAAAAGACGCCGAAACAGUUGCGAAGACGCUAUAUACAAUUGAUUGCGGCGAAGUUGAAGACGGUUGCUGGUUAUUGUUCGGCGGCUGAGGCAAUGGGCAACCAACCUGUUGAGCCGACGUCGAACGAAGACGAAUUUGUGGCGAAUGAGAAGAUGAACAAAGUGUUCUCGAUGUAUGCUGAAUACGCCGAUUGUACGGAUUCUAGUGCUGAAGAGCUGAUGAAGCGCGUUCGCGAUAAAUAUACGCCGCGGCGAUAUUCGCAAUUCAAAAACUCGCCGAAUUGGCCGGAAAUUGAGAAGCAGUUGAAGAAUAUGGUUGAAACCGAGAAUAUGAGAGAGUUUGAUGUCGAGAAACGCGCGAAUGAUGUCCUCAAAAUGCUUAGCAUUACUGAUUUGGAUGUUCGCCAUAUGGUUGCUGUAAGUCGCCGACAUUUAAGAUAUACUCGAGCUGGAAGGACUAGUUGGAAUGUGGACUCGAUUACGAAUCGUAUACGACCUACGAAGCACAAAAUCGAGAUUACUGUGCCGACGAUGUUCCAAAAAGAAGUACCCGAAAGCGAGCGACAGAUGUGUUUGAUUGAAGCCCUCUGCCAAGCGGUUCGCAGACACGAUCACAUCACGUGGGGAAGAGAUUAUUACAGUACUUUCCAGUGUACUUCUUUUCCCACCAUCAAAGUCUACCUAAAUAGGAUGCUUACCGACGAAGUUGACAAUGUCGCCAAUCACAUUUUGGAGGAAUCGAAUAGUCCGAUGCCCGUCAAAUCAACACUUGCCCCAGUUCUGCCUACUGUUUUGGGUCUCGACGCGCUUAAUAUGACUCGAGCGCAACUUCAGCAAAUCGCUUCGAAACACUUCUUGCCACUUGACGUCAGCAUUGAGACACGAAAUCGAUUCCAGGAGGAGGAUCGUCUCAGUAUAAAUGCGAAUCAACGAUUGAAUAUUCAAUUGUCGUCGGAAAUCACGAAGUCGAGAGAAUAUGCAACAUUUUAUGCUAAAAUGCGCGCGCUUUUCUUGGAACCGUGCCGACUGAAAAUUGCGAAAGAAACGCCGAAUGAGGAACGAUUGCGCCUUCAGAGAGAAUUAUUGAUACAAGCGCGCAAUGUUGAAGAGGAAUGCGGCACGAUUCCGAAAAAAACGAAUGCGUUCAAGGAAUGUGUUGAUUUGCCGGAAAUUGAACCCAUUUUGAAGGAUGGAAUUCGAAUCGACACCCGCGCGCUUCGACAAAUCGCGAAUGCCAAACUGGACUCGACGCAAUAUUUGACGGAAACCAUCAAUGGAGUUGUCGAAAAAGCACGAAAAGCGUGCUCGCAGCCGAAAAUUGAAGAAGCAGCUGCCAUCGAGCCGCCCAGCAAAAAAAUCAAGCGGGACAACGCGGCGGAUUCGGAAGGAGAGCUCGAGGAUUUCGAGAAUAUGAGCUCAUCGUCGUCGUCGUCUUCUGGCGAGGACGAUGAUGAUGAGUAUGUUCCCAGAUGA